Messenger RNA from Mesocricetus auratus (golden hamster), 2321 nucleotides. RefSeq names its product ankyrin repeat domain 10 (gene Ankrd10). Bases 149 to 1390 code for a protein of 413 amino acids. Gene Ontology annotation, molecular function: protein binding. NCBI's taxonomy places the organism in Eukaryota, Metazoa, Chordata, Mammalia, Rodentia, Cricetidae. The transcript is spliced from 6 exons. The record is from RefSeq and is a predicted model, not a curated record.
CGCCCUCAGUGCUCGCCGCGCUCGGCAGCGGGUGGGACGCGCGGCAGCGGCUCGCCAGUCCUUUGUGCUUGAGUGGCGGCGGACCCGCAGGCCUUCGCCGGCUCGUCCCUCUCGCCGGGCCGAGUGGCGCGCUUCCCAACGACCCAUCAUGUCGGCGGGAGCGGGCGCGGAGGCAGGCUUCUCCAGCGAGGAGCUGCUGUCGCUCCGCUUCCCGCUGCACCGCGCCUGCCGCGACGGGGACCUGGUGGCACUCUGCUCGCUGCUGCCGCACACGCCGCGCGCUCACCUGGCCGCGGAGGACUCCUUCUACGGCUGGACGCCCGUGCACUGGGCCGCGCACUUCGGAAAGUUGGAGUGCUUAAUCCAGUUGAUAAGAGCAGGCGCCUCACUGAAUGUCUCCACCACCCGGUAUGCCCAGACCCCAGCCCACAUUGCUGCUUUUGGAGGACAUCCUCAGUGUCUGGUCUGGCUGAUUCAGGCUGGGGCCAACAUUAACAAACCGGACUGUGAGGGGGAAACGCCCAUUCAUAAGGCGGCCCGCUCUGGGAGCCUGGAGUGCAUCAGUGCCCUGGUAGGGAACGGGGCUCAUACCGACCUGAGAAAUGCCAGUGGCCUGACGGCAGCAGACAUUGCACAAACCCAGGGUUUCCAAGAGUGCACCCAGUUUCUCUUGAGCCUUCAGAACCAUCAAAUGAGCCGUUUCUGUCAUAAUGGCACCUUGAGUGGAGCUCACGAGAACAUGCUUCCCAAUCACAUUAGCCUGGGAACAAAUCGAAAGAGAUGCUUGGAAGACUCGGAAUCUCUGGAAGUGAAGAAAGCUAGAACCGGAGUUCCCAGCCUGGAUCACACCAUGCCACUAGCGAAUGGUGAGGCUGAAGACGACGCUGACAGAAUGCAUGUUGACAGAGAGUUUGCUGCUGUAUCAGAUGUGAAAAACGGUAGCUCCGUGUUGAAUACAUUGACAAAUGGAAGUGUCAUCAAUGGACAUUUGGACUUCCCCUGCGUGACCCAGCUCAAUGGGAUGGAGAGCAGGAGUAAUUCGUGCUUAUCAGGAUCUAAUGGAAUUAGCAAUGGACAGCCAUUUUCCAGUGGCCAGGGUUCUGUGUGUGCUAAUGGGACUGAGGAGCCAGAAAAGACCGUGGGCGUUAGCCCUGAGAUGUGUGGGUCUCUACAUCUGAACGGGAGCCCAAGUAGCUGUGUGACCAGCAGGCCGUCCUGGGUGGGGGAUGGGGAAGAGAACUUGCACUACGGACACUACCAUGGGUUUGGGGACACUGCUGAGAGCAUCCCUGAGCUGAGCAGUGUGCUGGAGCACUCGAGCUGUGUUCGGGUGGAGCAGCGCUACGACAGUGCCGUCCUGGGCAGCAUGCAGCUGCACCACGGCUCCUGAAGGCAGGGCCUCUCCUCGCUCCAUGCAGUGGCGGCUUGCAGAGGCUGCACACACGGCCUGUGCUGGUGGUCCUGGGCUUUCUGAGAAGACUUGGAUCCACUCACAGUUAGUUCCCCAUGAGUACCGCUGGCCGCAGACGGCCUCCAGGGCGUAGACUUUGCUCCUGGGGUGGUGAGCCUCCUGCAAGGAGCAAGCACUUUGUUUUGACACCAGCCUCUCUCUCUCUCUUUUUUUUUAAUUCUGUUUGAUCAGGAUGAUAUAGGUUAGUAAAUGAGGUGCCUGGUGGCAGACACGUGGGCUUCAUUUCAGAUCAUUUACCAUUUGCUGUAGCGCUCGUGACAACUCAGCUGCUUCCUCUGCAAGAUGAAGCCUUACAGCAGUGUCUUGUGGGAAGAGGACUGUCACUUGUCAGGGCACAGUAGUCCCCGGUUUCCUAUGUAGACUACUGCCUGUGUUUCCUUAGAAACAGGCUCUGCCUAGGAUGGGUUGGGCUUUGUUGCAUUUUUAUUCCACAUUUGUACUGGUCUCUAGAUUUUUUACCACAGAUAAUGGUUUUCUUUAUAUUUAGUGGAAGUUGCUGUUUGUAGGAACAGUCAGGUCAGAAUAUUUUACUAUAGUGACCUAUUUUUUUGUUACUGUUUUUUGAGGUUUUCUGCUUAAAAUAUAUAUAUAUAUAUACCACUAUAUCCAGUUAACUGAGAGAAUUUUGGAUUUCUCUUAUUAAAACUGCAUUAAAUUUAUGGUUUUAUAGAAUUUAGCUUUUGUUUAGGCAACUAGUGGUUACGCUGCAAAUACCGCGAUGACUCCUGGUGUUUGUAAUCACAAUCGGUGCAGAUAAACUGUGAGAUGAAGAAACCAAUGUUUUAAGAGUGUGCUAGCAUUUUGUUUUUUCACCUGUUCUUUACAAAUUGAAUAAAAAACUCACUGCUGA